AUGUCAUUCAUCCUCCGCAAGCUCCAAGGCGGCAACCUGGAGGUAUUCAAAUUCGGCGUAUACAUCCUUUUUCCAAUUGGCUGGAUGUACUACUUUGGCACAAACCUCGAUGAUCGAUUCCAUAUAUCCGGAUUCUGGCCGUCGGAAGAACAGUCUCAUAAGAUCCCGCUAGACAAGGAGGAGAUUGAUAAUGAAAUUGCGCGGAUGCGCAAAAUGGAUGCGUUACGGCGAGAGCGGAGAAAGUUGGAGAUGGAAGCUCAGGCUCAGGGCCAAGUGCAGCAGGCUGCAGAAUGA
Molecule: messenger RNA, 294 nt
Organism: Monascus purpureus
Lineage: Eukaryota; Fungi; Ascomycota; Eurotiomycetes; Eurotiales; Aspergillaceae
Source: the annotation of a GenBank genome assembly